This is a messenger RNA of Plasmodium fragile, 1353 nucleotides long. RefSeq lists its product as uncharacterized. The transcript has a single exon. The coding region runs from base 1 to 1353 and encodes 450 amino acids. The record is from RefSeq and is a predicted model, not a curated record. NCBI's taxonomy places the organism in Eukaryota, Apicomplexa, Aconoidasida, Haemosporida, Plasmodiidae.
AUGAGUGCUCCACCAGGUCACACCGAAAGCGGCGAAGGAAAUAACAUAAUUACUUUCGUCCAAUGGAUCGAUAGCAUCCUCACCUCGGACCUCUUGGUGAACGGCAGUUUUUUGCGCACAGAAGAUGAAAAGGGGAAGAAGAGGAAGCGACAGGAAAGUCUCGAGGAGGCAACAACAGACAAGGUUAGAAAGGCAAAACGCUUUCGAUGCGAAAAUGCAAAAUAUGCGAGCAGAACUGUGGAGGAGGAUGGGGAGGACAGAGGACAUUAUCACAGAGGAGCAAAUAACCAAGUUGCCAGCCGCCCCCUUUACCGCAAUGUUAAAAGGUCUACACAGCUAUACCCUUUAGAACCUGAUGAGAGAGAAAUAUUUUUUGACGCAGAUGAAGAAAAUGAAUGUGUUGAUAAGGACAGAAUGCUCCACAAGAGGAAAACCCCAAAUGAUGAUUCUUCCUCAUGUGAUAUAUCCGAAAUAGGAAGUGACGAAGAGUCCACUGAAGGGGUCGCGAAGUUGGGGAGUAAGGACGCACAAGAAAAGAGUUCACUCAUUGAUAAGAAAAAUUACCCACAGGGGGGAAGCGAGUAUGGCCAUACUCAUGUGGAGGUAAAAGGAGGCGUUCGUGGCCCAUUUGUCUACGAUAUAACGAGCAGUCUUAUGUUUUAUUCAUCGGAUGAGGAUCUCUACGAUGAGGAAGACGGUGGCGGGGGGGAUGGUGAAAAGAGUGCUAGCGAGGGAACAUCCAGGAGGUCCAAGUAUGUAUCCUUUUGUGUGAACUACGAUAAGAUGGAAAAAAAUAUAACUAUGAUGAGGGAUAUGGACGAUGAAUUUUACAAAUUAUCAAAACAGGGCCACCAGCAAGGGGAGGGUAUGAACCAUCGGGAUGACACUCGAAUAACUGUUCCUGUGGUCACUGCAAAGGUUGACAGGGAAACAAAAUUUUCCCGCGAGGAUCAUCUGCGCAUGGGAGUAGAAACGGCCACCUGCAUGAAUAAUAACAGUUGGGCAACCAACCAGGAGGAAGGCAACAACGUUAGCAGUAGCAAUGCCACGAAUUUGAAGACGGGCGAGAGGACGAAGAAGCAGGAGGGAGUAUCCCCAAAAAACUUUGUCACGGAUUUCUCCUUCUGGAAUAUAGCACACGAAACUUACGUCACAAGACCUCUGUACGCACAACACUUGAAAAAGGACAAAGUCUCAUUGUUAGAUGAAUCUGAAGAAAUGGUUAAAAGUUAUUCCGUUAAUAAGUACUCCAUAAAAUUUGUGCCUAGACAUUUGCUUUAUGUGGUGAGUCAAGUAGCAUCCAGGACGUUUUUCGACCCCCUAUAUCGGAAAAAGUUGUUUCGUCAUUAUUAG